Messenger RNA from Anolis carolinensis (green anole), 3988 nucleotides. It is a transcript of the gene ripor1, whose product is annotated as RHO family interacting cell polarization regulator 1. The record is from RefSeq and is a predicted model, not a curated record. Gene Ontology annotation, cellular component: cytoplasm. Lineage: Eukaryota; Metazoa; Chordata; Lepidosauria; Squamata; Anolidae. Bases 177 to 3131 code for a protein of 984 amino acids. The transcript is spliced from 22 exons.
CAUCACAUGGCUUCGGAGGGUUUCCAUGGAAAGGCCGGGGGGAGAGGAGAGGAGGGCGGGCUCCGGAGCAAGCGGCGCCGCGGCGACGACGACAAGAGCUCCCGGCUCGGGUCUCUGUCCCUGGGAAGCGGACAAAGGACGGCGCCCGGACAUGGGGUCCCUCCCAGUGGAGUUCGAUGAUGUCCCUCUCAGUGCGGCCCCAGCGACGCAGUCUGGUGGUCAGGAUCAAUAGAAGCCAGUCGUUUGCUGGGGUCAAUUCUACCCAGGACAAAUCUUUCAGGAAUUUCCCUGCAUUCAGCACACCGACUGUCUCCAGGAAGUCUGGCUCCAGAGUCAGUAGGAUGUUUUCAAUGUCCCACAAGUCCCCUCCGCCCAAGGUGCCCCAGCCAGAACGACUCGAUGAAGUGUAUGAAGCACUGAAGAAGGGACUAACAGCUUACCUGGAAGUACACCAACUGGAGCUGGAGAAGCUGACCACCCAGAUCCGUGAGUCCAAGAGGAAUUCCCGCUUGGGCUUUCUUUAUGACCUUGAUAAGCAAGUCAAGUCCAUCGAGCGAUUUGUACGCCGCCUGGAAUUUCAUGCUAGCAAGAUAGACGAACUCUAUGAGGCUUACUGCAUCCAACGAAGGCUUCGGGAUGGAGCCCAUAACAUGGUUAAGGCCUACACAGCCGGAUCACCUGGUAGCAAGGAAGCCCGGGAGAGCUUGGCCGAAGCUGGAAAGGGUUACAAGGAGUACACAGAGAAUAUGUGUCUACUGGAAAGUGAACUGGAGAGCCAGCUGGGAGAGUUCCACAUCAAGAUGAAAGGAUUGGCUGGCUUUGCUCGACUGUGUGCUGGGGACCAAUACGAGAUCUUCAUGAGGUAUGGACGCCAACGAUGGAAGCUACGGGGCCGCAUUGAGGCAAACAGCAAGCAAGUGUGGGACAGCGAAGAUAUUACCUUCCUGCCUCUCAUUACGGAGUUCCUGUCUAUCAAGGUUACAGAGCUGAAGAGCCUGGCCAGUCAUGUGGUGGUGGGGAAUGUCUCCUGUGAGACGAAGGACCUGUUUGCAGCACUUCCCCAAGUGGUGGCAGUGGAUAUUAAUGACUUAGGCACCAUUAAGCUGAGCCUGGAGGUGAACUGGAACCCAUUCGACAAAGAGGACCAGCCGUCAUCAUCCAGCUCUGUGAAUAAGACAUCCACGGUCAACAAGAGAUUCUCCAUGUACAACCAGAGUCCACCCGACACACCGUCCAUGCGGGAACAGGCCUUUUAUAACAUGCUGCGGCAACAGGAGGAGCUGGAGAAUGGGGCAGCCUGGUCCAUCUCUUCGGAGUCGUCGGACGACUCCUCCAGCCCCCAGUUGUCUGGGGGUGCCCGCCACAACUUGCCCAGGUCCGUCGUCCAACCCGCAGUGCAGGCCGCUGCCCCCGCCAUAGAAAUUGCCUUCACUCAGCCCGAGGACAAAGAGCCGCCCGUCGUUCAAGAGGAGGCAACAGUGGUCAACGGGCACGCGCCCUACACCCGGACUCUGAGCCAGAUCAGCGAAGCCAGUGCGGACCUCCCUGUGGCCGAGGACGGGGAAUGCCUCCCCUCCAAGGAUGCUAGUCCUCAUGAGCUGCCUUCCCUGGGAACGGACUCUUUGCCUCAAAGUGCAGACUUGACAUUGGACGCUGCGAUCAGUGAAGGUGGAGAGCGAGAGGCCGACGCAGGUACAGUCGACUCCGUGGCAGAGCAAGUCGAAGCCCAGGAAGCUGAGCAUCCAGAGUCCUCAUUGACAUCCCCAGCAGUCCCACAGGCACCAAGGCCCAAGCAUGCCGUGGACUGUGGCCUGGAGGAGGCCAUCAACUCCUUGGCCUCGGCUCUGGACGACUACCGGGGGCAGUUUCCGGAGCUGCAGACAUUGGAACAGGAGCUCAAGCAUCUAGAGGAAAUUAUCCUGCAGAAGCAGGGAGUGUGCCUGAGCCGGUCUUCCAGCACUAGCCUGACGGUGGAGCAUGCCCUUGAGAGCUUUAGCUUCCUCAAUACUUCCGAUAAUGAGGAUUCAGAUGACGAAGGGAGGACGGCCAAUGCCCAGCCCACGUCAUCGAGCAGAGUCCUUGCAGCCGGAGAGACCGUGACUGAAGAGGCCGCAGGGGAGGGCUCAGAGCCCAUGAGUACUGGCAACGAGUUCCUCGACCAAGCCUUAGUCUUGCACCUUAAGCACUGCAACCAUUUGCUGCUGAAAUUGGGCAAUUUUGGACCCCUCCGCUGCCGGGAGAUGCAUGCACUGGACAGACUGGGGAGGGAAGUGCAUGUCCUGGAGAUGGUUUGUCGCCUGGUGGAGGAGCAGACGUGGACAGCCGCUUCUUCCGAAGAAGUGGUCCGGUUUUCUACGUGGAAAGAGGGAGUGCUGUCUUUCUGGGAUAGCUGUAUCACAGCCCCAAACGUAUACACUUGCCAUGUAGAAAAGUUCCUGCAGAUGCUCAGUUCCCAGUAUGGAGCACGAAUCAACGAACACCAGCAAACCCUGGCAGAUCCAGUUUGUGUGAAGCUGGUAGAGGAGCUUCUGCAGCGCCGGCUGCCCAGGCGUCAGGGGAGCUGCCAAUCUGAGCAAGUCACCCUCUUCCAGUAUUGGAGCCACUUUGAGGUCCUGCCUGUCUUAACACUGGACUCCUACAUUUUGGAGUUGGCAGAAGAAGUUUUGCUCGCACAGAAUCUGAACUCAGAUGACCAAGAUGUGGUAUUGAAAGCCCUGAAGCGUGUUCCUGAGAGCAGGCUCCGUAAAGACGGACUGAAGGCUUUGAGUUUGCUUCUUGUCGAAGGAAACAGCAAAGUAGUUGGGGCUGUGUCUGCACAGCUGCGGAGCCUAUCGGAGAACCCUGGCUUCCGGGAGCGGGCCCUGCUUUGCUAUCUCGAGCAGCUGGAGGAUGAAGAGGUGCAAACACGGAUUGCUGCCUGUGCUGCCUUGGGCUGCCUGAAGGCCAAGGAGAGCAUUGAGCAGCUGGUGUACCUGUGCCAAACGGACAAAGAGGCGGUGCGAGAGGCAGCCAAACACAGCCUCAUGCUGUGUGGGGAAGAUGGGAAAUCUGCUCACCGACGGCUGGAAGAGUCCCUUGACAGUUUGCCCCGGAUCUUUGCCCCGGGAAGCAUGGCUAGCACUGCAUUCUGAACAACGGUGCUGUGUCCGUCCACCUGCAGAUCCUUUGGGGGCACAAACAUUAUAUGCCAUAGGUCUUUUAACUAGCUCAUGCGAACUGGGUUUGAAUCAGUGUGCCACGGACUAGGAAGCUUUUACCUCUCAACGCAUGCACACACUGCAGUAUUAGUACCACUCACACACUGCCUUAUACAGAGGAUGCCUUUUUCCUAGCUCCACUGGCUGCUGCACUCAUGGAGUUGAUGCGGGCACAAGGGCAGUCUCCUGGGCUGCUGCUGCUUCUUUUUAUUUUCAAGAGUGUGGGCUUCUUGUCUUUCAUCAGCCAGAACUAACACAAGAAGGAAGAAGAUGACAACAGUAGCAGAAUGUCCUUGGUUGCAAAGGCCAUCUCCCAUUUGGAAAAACCCUUGUAUGUUUGAAAUCCCACUUCUGACCCGUGCUGCCUUCUGGGGCCUGUGAAUAUUGCAGGAAACUGGGGCCAAGGUAUAUUCUACUAUAUAUAAAACAAAUUGCAAGUAGCUCUCUUAUCUGUGAGCAAACGCGAGCACAAAGACUACCACUGGAAGUUCUCCCCGUCCUGGGCUGGAGGAAGGGAUGGUUUUUAAUGGUGGUGCUGUUGAAGGCGGACGUGACACCGAUAGACGGAAACAGCCACCUCUUCAGCUAUUUUAUUAUUUUUUAUUUACACAUUUGUGAGAGGGGGUGGGGAAGUUGUAGACCAAGCAAGAUGUCCCUUUUCUAUAAAAUAUCUAUAAAUUUAUCUGUAUAUCUACAUAUAUAUAUAAAUAUAUAUAUAAUGUAAUUAUCAAGAGGUUUGGCUAAUUUUGACUUUAAGCCUGAAAUUAAAAAAAAAAGUUUUGAGCAAAUAA